AUGCUGCAUGCUAGAUUAUGGAGGUUGGAAUCUUCUGGAGUGUUCUUGGUCAAAUCAUUUUCUGCCCACUUGAUUGCUAAUCCUUCCUCACCUAUUUUCCCUCCUUCUUGUGUAAUUGGGAAGGCUAAAGUACCCCCCAAGGGCAAUUAUAAUUCUUGCUAUGACUUUCUGGGGUCAGGGAUGAAUUUCUUUGGAGGAAGGAGGGGUGUAAUUCUGGGCUAUUGUGCAGUGAUGGCGCUGUUCUGUGUGGUGUGGGGAGAGAGGAAUAGAAGAAUUUUUGAGAAUUUGGAGGGGGAUGAGAUCGAAUCAGGUUUUGGACAUCGCUGUGGGCAUCUACAUACUCUGAAUUUAAGGGCACGAGCUUGA
Messenger RNA from Prunus armeniaca (apricot), 366 nucleotides. Lineage: Eukaryota; Viridiplantae; Streptophyta; Magnoliopsida; Rosales; Rosaceae. The record is from the annotation of a GenBank genome assembly.